Sclerotinia borealis F-4128 is the source of this 1116-nucleotide messenger RNA. Lineage: Eukaryota; Fungi; Ascomycota; Leotiomycetes; Helotiales; Sclerotiniaceae. The record is from the annotation of a GenBank genome assembly.
AUGGCCACUCGGAUCUUCGGAACAGAUGUUGGCUUAUGGACAAGGCGAACUCUCCUAUGCGCGCUCCAUGAACUGGAUCGCAGAGGUCAGGAUGUUCAAUAUGGAGUUCAGGACAGCAAACAAGCAUUGAUAAAUUUCUUACAAGUCGCUGAGAGAAGCAUGUCGGCACCAGAGAUACAACAAUACCAUGCGAUUUUUAGAUUGAUGCUUCGCAAUGAAUCUGCGCUACAAGCAACACGUGUCUCAGCAAGACACCGGCAACGGGCAGCCACCAGAGGACGCGUCAGACGAGAAGCGGCCUACGGCACAGUCAGAAAUACCGCACAAAACCAGCAUUGCACACCUCAACAACUGCAGUGCAAGUAUCACCACCUAGCCAAGACAGAAGCCAAUGAAGAGGAAAUAUCAGAAGCUGCCGGCAGUAGACCUGCUGGAAAUGAAGCGUGCUGCGUAUGUUGGAAAGCAGAAGUUGAUAUGGCGAAGAUGUCAAAUGAUUGUGAUCAUGACCCUGAGAUGUGUCGCGCUUGUGCAGCCAACUACUUAAAGCAUAAAAUUGGGGAAGAUGGUACACCAGCGGCAGGUGACGAGGGCUACCAAAUGAGCGACGUUGUCUGUCCUGCACGUGGAUGCCGUUCUGUAGUAAACUACGAUGUAGUCCGUCAGUAUGCGGAUCCCGCAACAUUCCAGCGAUACGAUGACUAUAUAACCAGACAGGCAUUGCGCGGCAUUUCUAAAAACAUCAAAGCAUGUCCAAAUCCAGAUUGUGGAAUUAUGUACGAGAGAGAAUCAGGAAGCUCUUACAUGACGUGUGCUCGAUGUGGAUGGGAAUUCUGUCACAAUUGUGAUGUUCUAUGGGGACAAGUCACGAGAUUGGGAAACCGAGCUCAUAGGCACAAUUGUGUCUUAUACAGCGAUGUUGACGCCGGCGCCGGUAUCGAUUUCUUCGAAGUGCAAGCCAGGAAUCGUGCAAUCGGAGAUCGGGCGAUAAUAAUCGAUGAUCAAGAUGAUACUCCUGAUAGACAGUCUUCAAGACCACCGACGAUUGACAAUGUGCCAUCGCCAAUCCGAGUCAACACAUCUCGUCAAAUUCAGCGCCAGGAUCGAUUCCACAAUUAG